Molecule: messenger RNA, 1479 nt
Organism: Cotesia glomerata
Lineage: Eukaryota; Metazoa; Arthropoda; Insecta; Hymenoptera; Braconidae
Product: protein salvador homolog 1-like
Exons: 7
Coding region: 189-1349 (386 amino acids)
Biological process (GO): apoptotic process; regulation of cell population proliferation; hippo signaling
Molecular function (GO): protein binding; molecular adaptor activity
Source: RefSeq, a predicted model, not a curated record
CAAUCCAAAAAAAAAAAAAAAAAAAAAAAAAAACAGAACGUAUUUUGAUUUAUCAGCUGAGAAUUCCAAAAAUGAUAUCGUUGUUAAAGUACCCAGUGAAUUUUUUUUAACACAAAUUCAAUAAUAUUAAUAUAAGUUUUAUUUAUUUCAAUAAUGAAUUUAGUUUUUAUUUAAUUAAUUUUACAACAAUGUUAUCACGAAAGAAUAAAGAUUUGAGAACAAUUAAAGAAGGUGUAGUAGGUAAAUAUGUCAAAAAAGAAACUCCGCCUGAAAUGCCAAUCAUUAACGUAUGGACUACUGAGCCUAAUAGAAGAAAUCGAAGACAACAUAAUCAACCAGCGAUUCCUGCUACAAUGCCAAUACCACAACAACCGAGUAUGGUGCAAAAAUUUGGCAACACCAAGACAACGACAAGCGCUGUAGGUUUAGGAAGUCAUGAAGGAAAAUAUACACCAAAUAGCUCUGUUCCUGAUUUAGCUCAAAGGUUCGCUAGUUUGUCUGUUAAUCCAGGAGUUAUUGAAGGAGCUGCGUCCAGAACAGCUACUCCGUUAUAUCACCCAAGGUUAUCACCGACCAUAUCUUCCUCGCAUACAUAUGUUAAUCAGUAUGCAGGUUCAGAGUAUCAUCUUGAUCGUGUUCAAACACCACAAUUGCCUUAUUUACCUUUUGAAUCUGACGUAGCUUAUGAUGAUUUCAAUAAAGCUUAUCAUAACCCUGGAUACAGUCGAGCGCAUUCAGAAAGAUCGAGCUCACGUAAUGAACAACCAGCCGAGUUACCUCUUCCUCCCGGGUGGUCAGUUGAUUUUACACUACGAGGAAGAAAGUACUAUAUUGAUCAUAAUACUAAAACAACUCACUGGUCUCAUCCGUUGGAAAAAGAAGGACUUCCCACUGGUUGGGAGAGAAUCGAGUCACCUGAAUAUGGUGUUUAUUAUGUCAAUCAUAUCACAAGGCAAGCACAAUAUGAGCAUCCUUGUUAUCCUACGGAACUACAACAGCAAGUAGGCAUUGUAUCACCACCACGGCAUACUCAUUUCCAUUCCCACAGUGUAUUAGUACCAGCAAACCCGUACUUGAAUGAAGAAAUACCUCAUUGGCUAUACGUGUACAGCAGAGCAUCGAUAACACUUGAUAGAAAAUUACGAUGGGAGUUAUUCCGUUUGCCAGAACUCGAUUGUUUCAAUGCGAUGCUUACUAGACUUUAUAAGCAAGAAUUAGAGGAAGUUGUUAUGAGAUACGAAGAGUAUCGGUCAGCGUUACUCUGUGAAAUGGAGCAAAGAUUGAAGGAGUUAAAUCCUGAGAAUGAAUCGUCAGCUGGUGCAGUUGCUCUGCGACGAUCUUUGCCUUAAUUUAUAAAUUAUGCAAUUUAAUAUUAAUUAAUUAAUUGUACAUACAAAAAGUAUUUAUCCCAUUUACAAUUGUUGAUAGUUUUUAGUAAAUACAAUAAUUAUUUUACACUUUCGACACCAGUAAAAAAAA